This is a messenger RNA of Drosophila subobscura, 528 nucleotides long. RefSeq lists its product as uncharacterized. The transcript has a single exon. The record is from RefSeq and is a predicted model, not a curated record. The coding region runs from base 1 to 528 and encodes 175 amino acids. NCBI's taxonomy places the organism in Eukaryota, Metazoa, Arthropoda, Insecta, Diptera, Drosophilidae.
AUGCAGCGCCUCACCUCGAAAUGUAAAUGGGGCUGCAUCUUCAUCAUCUUAAUGCUCUGCAUUGCCCUUUACUAUGACACGGAGAUCAAUGGCCAGGGCUUAUUUGAGGCUUCAGCCACGGGAAAAGUGUUGAACAACGCCGGACUCUUGCCACAUCUACAGAAGGGCUGCCAUUUGGUCAUGGUGGCAAUCGCUCGUGUCAUCAAAUAUGUGAAUCCCUACAUCCUGAUAGUAACCCAAAUGGUUGAGAAUCUCUGGCAGCAGUUGGUGAGUGAUGCCGGGAAUAUUUAUGAGUGCUUCCAGGGCUACUUCAACGGCAAUUGGACAGUGGAAGUCGCAGUCUUCGAUCACUAUGCACCAAAUUUGUCGCAAAAGCUCAAGUCCUUUGCCGCGGAUGCCAUGGGAAGCUAUAACGAAACUGCCAGCAUAAUGGAGGAUAAUUUGAAUCAAAUUUUGUUCUUUGCUGGGCAAUACAACAAGGAGUUUAACAAGAAAGUUGAUGAAUAUGCACAGAGGAAAUUAUUCUAA